Messenger RNA from Prorocentrum cordatum, 2670 nucleotides. The record is from the annotation of a GenBank genome assembly. NCBI's taxonomy places the organism in Eukaryota, Dinophyceae, Prorocentrales, Prorocentraceae.
AUGGUCGAGCGGCUGAAGGCCCACGCCGGGCUAGUGGAGGGCUGCGCCGCGGGCCUCUGCGUCCUGGAGGCCGACCGCGACUUCGAGCCUAUCCGCCAGCUCCUGGAUUUGCAGGAGACGUGGCUCGAGGAGUGCCAGAGGUACGUGGUGCAGGUGCUUCGCGGAACGGCCUACGCGGCCUACUUCGAGGGGCUCGCGGGCGAGGUCGCGGAGCGCGAGCGCUGGCGGAGAGCGGCCGAGGAGCGCCUGUCCGCGUGGCGUCUGGGCGCCCAGCGGCGCGAGGCCAGCGGGGCCAGCCUGCAGAGGCUGGAAGGCGCGGCCUACAGCAGGGAGCUCGGGCGCCCGCAGAAACACGAGCGGAUCGCGCGGACGUGCAUUGGCGGCCUGGACCGCGGCAGCUGGUCAGACGACGAGGAGCCGCAUGGCUUGGCUCUCCUGGCGGCGCUGGACAGGGGCAGGUCGAGAUCCCCCAGGCGCGGAGCAGCGAGUGCGGCGGCCGCGGGCCUGCAGGAGGCAGAGGAGCAGGACGAGGCGCUGCCGUCGGACGCCAAUGAGGUGCGCGAGGGCAGGCCGUCCGCCUUCGGCUCGAAUUCCAGGGGGGAGUGCGAUGGCGAGGGCGCCCCGCGAGGUGCGGCACUCGAUGAGCCCAUGGCCCCGAGGGCGGCGCUUGCCGAAGAGGGCGCCGACGCCACCGAGCUGGAGAUGCUGCAGGACGAGAUGGCGGGGUGCAGUGCGGGUGCCGCGCCCAGUGGCGCAGCGGGGGCACCUGGCCCGCUGCCCGCGGCGGCCGCCCUGGUCGCGGUGGCCGCGCUAGCUGCAGCGGCGCGCUCUGGAGCUGAGGGCGAGGAGCCCGCCCAGCCCGAGAGCCAGGGGCCGCGCUGCCGCGGCGCAGCGGCGUGCUGCUGGGGCCCAGCGGUGCGACGAGGACCUCGAGGGCAGCUGGGCCGCGACCUGCAGGUCGCUGGGCCGCGCAGCUCCUGCCGCUGCUGCGCGGCCUUCGCCGAGCUGGACGGUCCCGGCAGGGCCAAGAGCCUGAAGGAUGCGCGCCGUGGGCCCCUGCCGCCGCCAUCGGUUUGCACGGCAGGGCAGCGCAAGAAGCGGCAGUGCCUGGCCAAGCUGCUGCGCGACCUUGGCAGGGGCGGGGGGCCCCGUGGCCUGAGGCGUCGGCUGCGGCCGUCGCCCGCUGCGGUGCUGGCGUGGGGCGCCGGCCCAAGGCGCGGCCUGAGCGCGCGGGCGCGAGAGGAUCUGGUCAAGGCGGGGGCUGCGUCCAUCACGCCCCCCCGGCGCAUUUCCCUCGACGACAAGGAGCCCGAGCGGAUUGGCUGCCGGGACAGCCGCGCGCGCGCCGUGGGGGCGGAUGGGCUGCCCGCGGCGCCGUGGGGAAAGGGCACCUCCGCCGCGGAGAAGCUGGAGUGGCUCCAAGACCAGACAGGCCUGGUCGUGGACAAGAGGAUGUUCCAGGGGCGGCUGCUCAACCGAGGCUUCACGGUGUCCACCGGCCUCGGGGCGAGCGACCGCGCACAUGAUGCGGCCACUGCCAGGUCAAACAGGAGAGCGUCGACGCACGUGGGCCACGCCAGGCGCGGCGACUUUGCCCUGCCGGCGGAAGCGCUGGCCGUGCUCGUGGGCAAGAACAAGGACAUGCAGGCGCGGAAGCGCCGCGGCUCCGUGAGCAUAGGUGAGGCCGCCUCCGACGAGGAGGUCGCGCACGCCCUGCGGGACAGCGCCACCUGCCAUGUUCAUGGCUCCAUGACCGAAGGCCAGUCCCACAUGGACGAGAGGAAGUGGUCCUUCCUGCACGAGCCGAAGAAGCUUCCGGGCUCGCUCCCGCCGGUCAUCGCUUGCCAGCGGGGCUGCAAAGGCCUCCGAGACACGGGGCCUAACCAGGACAACUUCUCGGUGACCUACUUCAAGAACGGCUACACUCUGGCUGCAGUGUUCGAUGGGCAUGGCCCCUUCGGCCAUAUAGUCUCCCACCGAUGCUGCCAGACCGUGCCCUUCUACUUGUCCCAGUGCCCGCUCUUCCCACGCGACAUCCCAGCUGCAUUGGUCGAGGCAUUCGAGGCAGCUCAGGCCGACCUCGUUGGGCAUUCGCUGCAGAACGGGUGGGACGUCCAGGCUAGUGGCUCGACCGCGGUCGCCUGCCUCUGGAAAGGAAACAAGCUGUGGACGGCCAACGUGGGCGACUCGAGGUGUAUAAUAGGUUCGGAGGUUGACCGAAAGCUUUUGUUCGAGACAGUUGAUCACAAGCCCGACGCGGUGAACGAGAGGGCGCGCAUCGAAAGCAGUGGAGGCGAGGUGCGAACGAAGACUUACCCAGACGGCUGGGUCAACCACAGAAUCUUUGUGAAAGGCGCCACCUACCCUGGUCUCUGCAUGGCGCGCACCUUCGGAGACGAGUCUGUCAAGGCUCAUGGCGUCAUCGCCACGCCUGAGGUAGAGGAGGUGACACUGGACCUGAACAAGAAACCUUUUGUAAUCUUGGCUAGUGAUGGAGUUUGGGAGUUCAUGGAGUCCGAUUUCGUGAUGCGGGCCAUGUCCAAAAAGAUCGCGACGGAAGGGCCGAACACGAGCAUCCAGAAGCUGCAACGCGAGGCCCAGAAACGGUGGAGGGAUGAGGAGGAGGACUACUGCGAUGACAUCACCUCGAUGCUGAUCCAACUGCGGUAG